GGGUCUCACGGAGCCUGUCUGCCUGGGAGGGCGAGAGACACCUCAAGACAAUCUGAGAGGAAGGAGCAGGCAAUUUUCAGCAAGCUCAUACACACUCCCCACACUAACCAACCACUCACACACAGGCGUCUCCUCACACACACACACACACACGCAAACACACACACACCCCACACACACACUGUGGCAGUUGGCCUCUGCCCAGAUCAGUAGCUGUGGUAGAGACCAUCUUAACUGACUCACUGAGGUCUGAGCUGAGGUUGGGAUCCUCCCUGACUGUCGGAGCGUGAGCAGAGUUUGGGAGCCUGAGCUUCACUUUCCUCCUCAGAGCAGAGAGACUGCACGCCAGGCACGAGGCUCCCCCCCGCUCCUCCCCUCUCCCCACUCCUCCUGCCUUCUCCUGGGCUCCUGUCCAGAGGGUGACUGGUUCCAGUGGACACAAGAGGAGGAACGCAGCCUGAAGACACAGCAGCUCCAGCCCUGCCUUCCUGCUUUCCUUGCCUGCGACAACCAAACCACACUGAGGCUUUGGAAAUCAGCUCCUCCAACAUCUUUGCUGGAUUCACUGAGUUCCUUUUUUAAAUUUUAUAUUCAUAUUUGAUCACGUCUGAGCUCGGGCAUACAGACGGACAAUCAGGCAGACGGACUGACAUAUGGACAGAGAGCAGUGGGCACUGCGGCGUGCAUGUAGCAACUGGACUUCUCUUCUCCCUGGUUACUGAGACCAAACAAGGAGAGUAGCCGGAGCAGUAGCCUGUCCACUGAGGCUGUGGGUGGAUGCAGCUCUCAGCAGACAGCUAUAGGGGAAGGCAGAGACUGUAUAGAAGCUGCAGAGCCACGUCUAUAGUUGAUCCACACAGUUGUGAUCAUCAGAAAAUGGAUUGUUGCCUCCAAGUAGACCCAUGAGACUCUCUCUCAUCAAAGAACUCACAAAGACCUGUGGGAUUGUCUCCUCUUAUAGACUUUGCGCCUCCCGCUGAGUGGACCUACAUGUUUUCUCUGUAGACGAGCGGGGAGCGUGUGUCUCACUAAGGAUGGAAGAGUGCGUAAGGACCGUGUAUCUGACACUGAUGCUGCUGUGUGUGGUUCUGCCGGGCACGGCUCACACAGCCAACAGCCUCUACCCGAGGAUACGGCUCUCCCACACAGAGCUCUGGCAGCUGAACAGGACCUGGGUGUUCCAGGCACAUGGAAGGUCUCUGCAGCCUCACACCAUGAUGCUGGACGAGGGCCACGAGAGGCUGUAUGUGGGGGCCAGGAAUACUCUGUUCUCCCUCAGUCUGGACCAGGUUAACACACACCACAGAGAGAUCCAGUGGGCCAGCACGGACUCUCAGAUAGAGGAGUGUUUGAUGAAGGGCAGAGAAAAGCUGGAGUGUGCAAACUACAUCAAGGUCCUGCAGCGGUACAACCACACCCAUCUGCUGGUCUGCGGAACAGGAGCGUUUAACCCCGUCUGCAGCCUGGUCAGGGUGGGACACUCAGGACAGGACAGGCUAUUUGCUCUGGAAGAGGACAGUGUCACGAGCGGCAGAGGACGCUGCCCGUUCGACCCCAACAGUCCCUGCACGUCCACACUCUCCAGAGGGGAGCUGUACAUUGGCCUGUACACAGACUACUGGGAGAACGACGGAGCCUUGUGUCGACUGAACAACCAGACGUACACACGCACGGAGAGGGACGACAGGCAGCAGCUCAGCGAACCUAAAUUUGUGGGCUCAGCAGUUAUUCCCGACAACGACGACAGCAACGAUGACAAAGUUUACUUUUUCUUCACCGAGCGAGAGGCGGACGCCGAGGGACUCAACAAGGCGGUGUACACCCGAGUGGGGCGAGUGUGCGCGAACGACGUGGGAGGACAGAGGAUGCUGGUGAAUAGAUGGAGCUCCUUCCUGAAGACACGUCUCAUCUGCUCUGUGGCUGGACAAAACGGCAUCGACACUCACUUCGAUGAUCUCGAGGACGUGUUUGUUCUCAAGAACAAGGACGGGAAGAACCCCGAAAUCUUUGGCCUCUUCAGCACAACAAGUGCGGUGUUUAAAGGCUACGCUGUGUGCGUGUACAGCAUGGAGGACAUCAGAGCAGCCUUCAACGGCCCCUUCGCCUACAGAGACAGACCUGAACACCGCUGGAGCCCUUACGAGGACAGAGUCCCCUACCCCCGACCUGGAUCUUGUGCCAGUAAAGUCAAUGGCGGUGGCUUCUCCAGCUCCAAGGAGUUUCCUGAUGAGGUUUUGCGGUUUGUGCGUUCUCAUCCUGUGAUGUAUCGUCCCGUCCGGCCCCAGCACCAUCAACCCGUGCUGCUGCAGACGGAGCCGGGCAGGAGGAAACUGACCCAGAUCGCCGUGGACAGGGUCCAGGCCCAGGACGGAAACUACCACGUUCUGUACAUCGGCACCGAUGACUCAGUGGUGUUGAAAGUUAUCACCAUCUACAACAAAGACACAGACACCAUGGAGGAGGUGCUGCUGGAGGAGCUGCAAGUUUUCAAGGAGUCGGCACCGAUACGAGAGAUCAUAAUAUCGUCUAAAAGGCAACAGCUCUACGUGGGGUCGGAGGUCGGGGUGGCCCAGGUCAGACUGCAUCAGUGUGACCUCUAUGGCUCUGAGUGUGCUGACUGCUGUCUGGCCAGAGACCCCUACUGUGCCUGGGAUGGUCUCACCUGUUCCCGGCUGUACCCCGCUGGAGUCCACACCAAGAGCAGACGAUUCAGGCGGCAGGAUGUUCGCCAUGGAAACGCCGUCCAGCUGUGCAAUGGGCUGCAAAUUGAUGGGGAAGGAUCCGAGGAGAAGCUGGUGUAUGGUGUCCAGAGCAACAGCACUUUACUGGAGUGUGUCCCUCGAUCGCUUCAGGCCAAAGUCCUCUGGUUCUUCCAGAAUGGAGAAGGGAGACGUGAGGUUCGGGGUGAUGAGCGGGUUAUCCUGAUCUCCCACGGGCUGCUGUUCUUACACGUGAGAAGCUCCGAUGCCGGCGUGUACGUUUGCCAGACUGUGGAGCACGGAUACGUGAACACUCUAUUGCGUGUCACUCUGCACGUGCUCAGAGGGGAGAGGGUCGAGUCCACGAUCCACAGUUCGAGCGGCGAGGAGGGGGAGAAAGCUGCAGCUCCGUGCCACUCCUCCCCUGAUCCCCCACUGGACCCCAGCCUCGGCCCCAAGGUUCUGGUUCCAGCCUCUACUCCGGGUCGCCACUCCCGGCAGUGGUACAAGGAGUUUCUCCAGCUGAUUGGCUACGGGGAUGCCCAGAGGGUCGCCGAGUACUGUGAGAAAGUGUGGUGCACCGAUAAAAAACGUAAAAAGACCAAAAAGAAAUAUGCUGCUCCAGGUGGCGAGAAGAGAAGGAAAGAGAGGGGGGAGGAGAACUCCAACCGAGCGCCCAGGCACACUUUGGACAACUGAGGAGAACAGAGACUGGCUGCACACACACACACACACAUAUACACACACACACACAUACACACACACACACACACACAUACACACACACACACACACACACACACACACAGUCUAAAGGUCAGACUCACAUUGUUUACACCGUGUAAAAGAUUUUUCACAUUGCUUCAACAAAAGCAGAAACAAAAACAACAGUAGCACAUUGUCAAGCUCUUGUGGCCUCAUUUGUCUUUCAAUACUUCGAGUGGAUUGUUUCCACUUAUUUCUUAAAAAAUAUUGCCUUCUUUCUUUGUUGGGAACCGACUCUCUCUGUAAGAACAGAUGGUCAUCAGCGAUGGAUGAAUGUUAAAGCUGCGUUGUGUCUGAUCUGAAGAGACGGAUCACAAUGCAUCAGCUCCAGAGGACUGUCCCUAUACCCCGACCCAGCUGUGGAAACCAACCACACAGAGUUGUCUCCACCAAACCUCCGUCAAACCUCGGCUCCACCUCUCAGUCAACUGCUUAAUAUGACAAACUCCUACUGUAUCUAUGAGGAGAGAAAACUGUAUAGAAAACAAUGGCCUUUAAAACUUAUUUUGGUAUAACUUAUUUCUCUUUGUUUUCACUGAGUUCCGUAGCUGUUUAAAUGUCAGAAACUGGAAAAUAUAGUGUUGGUUUAUUUUGUACAGUGAAAAAUGCUUUGAGCUUUAUGAUACUGCAAUGUGUGUGGUGUGUGUAAACUAUGCACACAGAGAGAUGUUGCAAUGCCACUAUUAAGAGAUAGGCAUGUUUUACCUAUAAUUAUGCCUAUUUAAGCACUUGUAAAACCUGUUACAGUAGAUGAAAAGUGUAUAAUAUUGUUGUUAUUUGUAUUCCAUUUUACAUCUACAAUUGUGAUCAAAUGUACCAAACACUCCUUUGCGUAUUGUAUAUUGUAUUUAACUCAAAUUCAGGGUUGUUUCUGCCUGCACAUCUGGUGACUAAUAACGGGGUUCAGAAAGUCAUCUCUCCACACUGGCUCUUCCUUCUUCCAUCUAUCACCCUUUGCUGUCCCUUCGUUCCCACCCCCCUUUGUUUGUGUGGACCAGUGUUGAAGAUGGGAUUCAUAAUGACCACCGCUAGCAGCGCAUUUCCCUCGGAGGAAGAAGGAGAAGUAAAUGCCAGGGUGACCAUCCAAGCAUGUCAUCAGCGAAACUGAUGAGUCAGCCUCACGAACGUUCAGUCAACGGGGAGAUGAGAGAAAAAGUUCAGACAGGAUGAUGACGCAGUUGUGGUUAUGCUGAUAAUAACCUGGAGGAUCACGUCUUGUCAUGUUUUUGUGCCUUAUUUAUCUCUUAAUUGUGUCACUUUAUAUUACACCCUCUUGACUUUACUGUAUUCUUAUAUAGUAAAAAAAAGAACUGCUUGGUUUUUGACCUUGUAUCGUCCCUCGUCAAUGUCCUUGAAUGUCAAAGAUCUGAAUUGACUUGUUGUGUCUGACAUGGCAUUAAAAAGGAUGGACCAUCUUCUCCUGGUGUGAACUCGGUGGUUUAACCAUAACUAACGGCAACAUAUACUCUCACAAUAAUAACAUAGAACACCAAACCUACACACACACACACACACACACGUAAAUGCACACACACAGACACAUUAAGAGACUGAGCCAAUAAAGUGGAGUAGGGUGAAAAAGAGAGGGACCAUUAUAAGUUAUGAUCUGCCCCAACACGGGACCUUAAAGGGACUUUUUAAAUGUUUUCCUCAUUUCCCCCCAAAAUUAAAUUAUUAUUUCUCUUUUAUCUGUCUGGAUGUUUUACUUUACUUGUUUUGCUUUGCUGUGAUUCCCUGGCCCCUCCUAAUUUGUCCAAUUAUCUCUGUUUCCUCCCUUAGUCUGUCUCUAUGUUCACUAUGUUGUGCUUUUGAUCGUCUUCUUUCUCGUUUCUACAGUUUUUCAAUUUUUUUACUGUGAGAAUUCAGACUUUCUGUUUGCCUGCCAGUCUGUCUCAGAGACUCAGUAAGCCUGUUAAUUAAAUCAAAUAUUCUCCACUGAA
Molecule: messenger RNA, 5404 nt
Organism: Pleuronectes platessa (European plaice)
Lineage: Eukaryota; Metazoa; Chordata; Actinopteri; Pleuronectiformes; Pleuronectidae
Gene: sema3e
Product: sema domain, immunoglobulin domain (Ig), short basic domain, secreted, (semaphorin) 3E
Exons: 17
Coding region: 1035-3398 (787 amino acids)
Biological process (GO): neural crest cell migration; axon guidance; negative chemotaxis
Molecular function (GO): semaphorin receptor binding; chemorepellent activity
Source: RefSeq, a predicted model, not a curated record